Messenger RNA from Dacryopinax primogenitus, 1335 nucleotides. RefSeq lists its product as uncharacterized. The coding region runs from base 1 to 1335 and encodes 444 amino acids. The transcript is spliced from 11 exons. The record is from RefSeq and is a predicted model, not a curated record. Lineage: Eukaryota; Fungi; Basidiomycota; Dacrymycetes; Dacrymycetales; Dacrymycetaceae.
AUGACCAAUAUAUCAGACACAUUGACCACCAAUUUCUGUCAUUCCCUGCUCACUAACAAGACUGUCUGUCAAGAUGGAGUUGUCCAGAUACUUAGUUUGAAGAAAGUGAAGAUCAACAGCACCAACCUUGAACCGAAACAGCAUAAGUGUAAAAUAAGAGUUUGCAUACUACGUAACACUGGAGGUGUCAAACUUAAGUCCAAGAAUGGAGCUUUUGUCUGUAACUUGACAUUUGCAGAUUCAUCUGGCAAGAUUAGUGCUGUCACUUGGUCGAAUGCAGCGAUCAACCCAGCAAGCUUAUUGACCAUUAGGAAAUUGAAGAUCGCUGAAAAAAUGUCCAUCAUUGAAUUAAUUGACGAUGGUAAAGUCCCUCCCUUGACAUACAACUUUAUAAGGCUGUCUGAGCUGAACUUGGUGAGAACCACUUCUUGUGAUGUCAUAUGUGUCAUCAAUAUGGUUGAUGAUGAAGUCAUAUUAUGCAAUAUCAAGCGGCCUACAAAUUCUGCACCUGUCCAUAUUCUGACAGACUUUGUUCUGGCUUCAACUUUGACUCCACGAGUCAAUGACAGAAUGACUAUCCAAGAAGUACAAGUUGUUGAUGCUUCCAGAUACACCUGCAGAGUUGCAGUCUGGGGAGAAGAAGCAAUCAAGUUCAAUGCCAUUAUCAGAGAUGUCAUCAUCAUUCAAGCAGCUCAAGUUUGCAAACAUGCUGGCACAAGUCUGUUGCUUGAAGCAGGUUCGAAGAUCCUGUUUGAGAAUGGAGGUCAAUUGAUGACAUUUAUGGAACUUUCAGACAUAACUUUUGGCGCAUCUGCAACUGCUUGCCUGUCGUCAAUGUCUGGACAGGACAAGUUAACAACAAUCUCUGAUGCUAUCUAUAAUGAGCUGGGCUCAGAUGGCAACAAGACUCUGUUCAAGACCUUUGCUUACUUGAAAGACAUCUGCACUGACCAAAUUGCCUAUCAUGCCUGCCAGAUGCUCAGGUGCAAUGGCCUUGUCAAUCCAUUCAUGGCUGAAGUGCCUAUUCAACCUCAGACAGAUCAAGCCUAUGUCAAUGAAGACAGUAAAGAAACACUCUUCAAAAUGAAACAGCUCUGGGAAUGUUGUGUAUGCCAUAAGAGUUUUGAUGAUUCUUGCAUUUGCUAUCAACUGGAAGUUCAGAUCACUGAUGGUAAAGAAUCUAUCACCAUGACCAUGUUUGACAAAGUCAUAGAAGAAAUGUUACAGAUACCUGUACAUCAAGUGGAGAACAUGCAUGUACAUCAAGAUCCACAUUUGUCCAGACUGGCAUAUGGUGGCUUGUACAAACUUGGUCAACGGCCAAGUUAUGUAUAA